Paramecium tetraurelia is the source of this 1572-nucleotide messenger RNA. RefSeq lists its product as uncharacterized. NCBI's taxonomy places the organism in Eukaryota, Ciliophora, Oligohymenophorea, Peniculida, Parameciidae. The record is from RefSeq and is a predicted model, not a curated record. The transcript has 7 exons.
AUGUCGUUGCAAUAUAUCCCAACAAUUAAUUUGAUAUUGAAUGGCUUCUAAAGAACAGGAUUAUCAUAAGGAUAAGCUUAUUAAAAAGAAUAAUUGUUUUCUGCACUUGACAAGCUUACUGGAUAAUUAUAUGAUCGAGAUGUUGCUUAACAAUUAUUUGAACAAUGCUAACCAAAUCAAAGAGGCCAGGUCUAAUUAGAAGAUUUUGCAUAAGUUAUUAUAGAAGCAGACAAAGUGCUAAAGAAAAAAAUAAAUCAGACAGAAUAGCAAAUGCAAUAAUACAGAGAAGAGUUGAAAGAAUGCCAACAAUUAGCAUAAGAGUUACAAUGUAUUAGAUAUUUAUAAAAAGAUAAUUAAAAACUCAACCCUUAGGGAGUAGAUAGAGACUCUCAAUUGAUAAUAGUGAUUAAACAGGCUCAUAAUAUUCAAUAUUCUGAUUAUCAAUAUAGUUUUGUUAUGAUAGCUUUAGAUGGUGCUGAAGUCUAGACCUAAAUGUCGACAGGUGAUAAAUAUAAUCCGACUUUUAACUAACAAUUAAAUUUUCAAAUUUAAACUGGUUCUGAAGAGAUUUUAAUAAAACUAUUUGUAUAAGAUAGAAAUCAGAAAAGAAUAUUAAUUGGGUAAAGUCAUUUAGAUUUGGGUGAAAUGCAUGAUCAAUAAGUUCAUUCUUAGCAAUUAUAAUUGGUUAAUGAGAGAUAAUAACAAUUACAAACAUAUUUAUAAAUUGAAUCUCAAUGGAUUCACAACAAAUUAAAAUAUCACUAAGAGAUGAUUCUUAAAUACGAACAAACUAUUUAAUAGAGUUAAAUUGACAUUGAUGAUUACUAAAGAGAUUUAUUGACAAUUCAAUAGCCAUUUUUGGAGAACAAUCUUAGAAAUAAUUUAUAAUAAUCAUUAAAGUAACCUUAAAACAGUUCUUUGCCCCAACAAAAUCAAGCUUUUCUAUAUCAAUAACAAUAGAAUUUUAUUCCUUAAUAGAAAACAUUUCAGAUGUAACCUCAACAAUAAUAAAAUAUUCAAAUUCAUCAACCUGAUCCUACUGUUUAAGAUGAAUUAUCGGAUGAAUUAUAUUAUGGGUUUAUCUUAUAUAUGGUAAUGCUCCUUUUGGCCUUAUUUUAGUGUUUUGCUCGUCCAGAUUAUUUAGAUAUAAUCCUAGCAAUGCUGUAUAUGAUAAUCGUAUGUAGAGACUGUUUGGAGUCUACCUAUAUUAAAAUUGUAGGUGCUUUAACUAUUUUAAGUGUAAUAUAUGAUAUCGUGUGGAUUAGCAUCUACAAAAAUUGGUGGAGUGGCACUGAUAAAACUCUGCCAACAUGGGGUGAGGCAGGUGAUCCUAUUGUUAGAAUGACACUAGUUUUUUGUGUUUUUAACAUAAUUUUGAAGACUGCUUUGUGUUAUAUAUUGUUCCAUUAUUACAAGGAAUCUCAAGAGAAUAAGAUUAUAGUUUUUAAAUUUUGGUAAUUCGAAUUUCAAGUGGGAGCGCAUAAGCAAAAUUUAUUUACUUUAAAGGGGCUUUUGUUGUGAUUAUAUCAAAUAAAAUGUUUUUUUCAUUAUUUAUUAUAACUUUUGGCAAAA